This is a messenger RNA of Nicotiana tabacum (common tobacco), 1039 nucleotides long. The record is from RefSeq and is a predicted model, not a curated record. Lineage: Eukaryota; Viridiplantae; Streptophyta; Magnoliopsida; Solanales; Solanaceae.
AUUUGAACUUGACGACAAGUUUCUACCCAGCCAAAUUCCAGAAACUAGAAUAGUUGUUCACGCAAGUGCAAAAAAAGAUGAAGCCACACCAGUGCAACCUCAACGAAAUAGGCGACCAAGUAGAUGGAACUCUUCGCCUUAUCAGUCUAACUUCGACUCAGGAGGUAAGUGAUUUUACAAACGUAAUAAUCAGCAUUCAUCGUAAUUAUUUACAACAUGUUUUAUUUACAGCAUGUUCCUUUGUAAAGUUGACACCCAUCUUUGAAAAAAGACACCCGUUUGAGGAAGAUCCAAUAACGGGUCCACAUCCUAUGUUACUCAUUCAAGAAUAUGACAAGUGGGUUCGUGAAGGUCUUCUAGCAAGACAUGAUCAGAAAGGUAAUCUCGACGACCAUUACAAGAAAAACAAGUUUAUACUUCACAUUCCAUUGGAUUUUGGAGUUGAUCAAGUUGAUUCCAAAAACUGGUUUUACCUUCUAUCCAUUUACGGGAAGUUAUGGGAUGACAAUCAUAUGGAUGUCAUAUUCUACUAUUUGCGAAAGAUGGGCAAGUACAAUCAGCAUAGGGACUUCACGUUUACUACUGUUGAUUGUAUAUUCAAGACAAGAAUAGAUGAAAUAUAUGACAGGUAUGAAGAUACAGAUAGUAAUGCUAAUGUAGCAAAACAAGAAGACGUUGUAUGUGAGUAUAUUAGGGGCUACAGAUUACAUGCUAAUGUACCCUGGCAUACAGUGGAUAAUGUCUUGAUACCAGUGAACUUGAAGGAAAAACUUCAUUGGGUGUUGGUUGUUGUGACUUUCAAAGAUAGAUGUAUCAAAGUGUACGACUCGUACACGUCUUCCGGUCAUGAUGCAUACGUAGUCUCUGAGAUUGUAAAGCUAGCUAAGCUAUUACCUCUGUAUCUGUCAAUUAGUGGCUUUUACAGAGAUAGUCAAGGCAUUCACUGGUAUUCUUAUCCCGCAUACACAAACAAGGAUCAUAACGAACCUUUUGAAGUUAUCUUCGUUCCAAAUCUGCCUCAACAGAAAGCGGGCAGCAU